UGCUUUGGUAGAAUACACGCCCACGCCCUCCGGCGAGGAUGAAGACCUCAAAGUCAAGCUCAGUCUGAUUAAUGAGUGCGUCCCUGUUCAUGUCAGCAACACCUCCGGCAGCUCCCGGCGAUUUCCAUCAGUAUCGGCAAAUGAGGCGGAAAGAACAAGAUCGACUUGCAAGGAUGGAUGCUGACUUCCAGAAAAGAAAGGAGCUGGGUGAGUUUGCUAAGCGAAGGGAAGAAAGAUUGAAAGCUUCCGAGGAGCGUACAGCCAAGAAGCAUCUGAAACGAGAAAAAGAAGAAACAGAGGAAAAAGGAGUAAACCCGAAAAUGGCGGACAUGAGCAUAACAAAGAACAACAACAAUUUUCAGACGACGAUGGUAAUGGUGAUGGUGAUGGUGAUGGCGAAUCAGACAAGCAGAAAUGUGUUGAGACAACGCUUGUUCGCAAAUCUCUUUCUUGCAUAACAGAUUGUAAGGAAGCAAGCCAUACCGUUUGGAAGUUGCUGGAUUGUGUAGUAACCUUGGAAUGUUGCACAUAGUUUGAUGCUAUUUCUUGAACAGUGGUUCUAAGAUUCUUUUGUUUUAUACGACAAGGCUUGUUCAAAGUUGUUAGCUGGGACUGAUUAUAGGACUAUGCUUGGUCAAUGUGUUAAUGAUGGGACAGAAGUAUGUAAUGUAAUGGGAGUGGAGUAAGUUGAAGUUGGUUUUUGUAAGAUUAUUUAUUUAGAAUACUGUACAAUAGCAGCAGCA
This is a messenger RNA of Andrographis paniculata, 743 nucleotides long. RefSeq lists its product as uncharacterized. Gene Ontology annotation, biological process: negative regulation of protein kinase activity. NCBI's taxonomy places the organism in Eukaryota, Viridiplantae, Streptophyta, Magnoliopsida, Lamiales, Acanthaceae. Gene Ontology annotation, cellular component: nucleolus. The transcript is spliced from 2 exons. The record is from RefSeq and is a predicted model, not a curated record. Bases 72 to 458 code for a protein of 128 amino acids. Gene Ontology annotation, molecular function: double-stranded RNA binding; protein kinase inhibitor activity; protein kinase binding.